Molecule: messenger RNA, 707 nt
Organism: Medicago truncatula (barrel medic)
Lineage: Eukaryota; Viridiplantae; Streptophyta; Magnoliopsida; Fabales; Fabaceae
Product: probable histone H2A.5
Exons: 2
Coding region: 90-524 (144 amino acids)
Cellular component (GO): nucleosome
Molecular function (GO): structural constituent of chromatin; protein heterodimerization activity; DNA binding
Source: RefSeq, a predicted model, not a curated record
AUCUUUUUUCACACUUCAUCCAAAUUCCAAUUUCGCAUUUCUAUUUUACUCAUUCCCUCCAUUUUCGGAUCACAAAAAAAGAAGAAACAAUGGAUUCCACCACCACCACAACAACCACAACCACCAAAGGUGCCGGUGGAAGAAAAGGCGGCGAAAGGAAGAAAGCCGUUUCAAAAUCCUCCAAAGCCGGUCUCCAAUUCCCCGUUGGUCGUAUCGCUAGGUUCAUGAAGAAAGGUCGCUAUUCUCAGCGUGUUGGCACCGGUGCUCCGAUCUACCUCGCCGCCGUUCUCGAAUAUCUCGCCGCCGAGGUUCUUGAAUUGGCUGGGAAUGCUGCAAGAGAUAACAAGAAGAACAGAAUUAACCCUAGACACGUGUGUCUUGCUGUGAGGAACGAUGAUGAAUUAGGAAAAUUGCUUCAAGGUGUGACAAUUGCUAGUGGUGGAGUUUUGCCAAAUAUAAACCCUGUGUUGUUGCCAAAGAAAACCGCUGCUGCUGAGAAAACUACCAAUUCCCCUAAGAAAUAGAUUUGUCAAUUGUAUAAUCUCCCUUACUUUUUAAUUAGGUUUUUUUUUAAUUGAAGUGCAUUUACAUGGCUUCAACUGUAGAUGUAAUUUUCCCUCAAAACUUUAGAUGUAAUUUGUUUUUAAUUUCAUUUAGAUCUAACUAUUUUCGUUGGAUGAUAAAUGUAGUGGUUUGUUAAAUAUGAA